Messenger RNA from Juglans microcarpa x Juglans regia, 736 nucleotides. Its product is annotated as acylphosphatase-like. Gene Ontology annotation, molecular function: acylphosphatase activity. NCBI's taxonomy places the organism in Eukaryota, Viridiplantae, Streptophyta, Magnoliopsida, Fagales, Juglandaceae. The coding region runs from base 111 to 599 and encodes 162 amino acids. The record is from RefSeq and is a predicted model, not a curated record. The transcript is spliced from 2 exons.
ACGGAGUCAACUCAACCCGAUCGAAUGGCAUCAGCAGUCCCGCCACAACUAAGGCCGUUGUUUCGCCAUCCCUCGUGUCUCGGAACCCUCGACGUAGGUGGACCACUCAGAUGAACAACAAUGCUUAUUGUACUCCUAGAUUCGCCCAUUUCCAUCAUCCUCACUAUCAUCCUGCUUAUCCUCUUCUUUCGCUUUGCCUUACUGUUCUUCUUCCUCGUCCUCCUCUUUAUUCUCUGCUCCGACCUCAUUCACCUCAUUUUCGACAUUCUCUGCCCCUCAUGACCAAUCCUCAGGCCGCGACAGAGGAUUCCACCCAGCCCUCAACCAGAACGGUGAGGGUUGUGGUGAAGGGGAGGGUGCAGGGGGUGUUCUACAGGAACUGGACAGUGGAGAAUGCGGUCCAAUUGGGGCUGAAAGGUUGGGUGCGGAACAAGAGGGAUGGCUCUGUUGAAGCUCUGUUCUCUGGGAACCCCGAUACCGUUCAGGAGAUGGAGCAAAGGUGUCGUCGGGGCCCACCAGAUGCAAUGGUUACUGGGCUCCAGGUUUUUCCUACCAGCGAUGAUCCUGGCUCUGGAUUUGAGCGCAAACGAACAGAGUGAUCAACCUUUGUAACAACAUUGUACCAAUUGCUCUGCUAGUAUGUAUAUAAUAGUCUUUUCUCUGUAUAAAGAUUAUGUAGCAAUGACUUGCUUUGGUAAACAUAUAUGAUAUCAUCGUGAAUCGGUGGUUAUAUUGC